UUCUUCCAGAGAAGCUGAAGUGUUGCGUACACAGACACACAGAGGCGUGUUGAAGCCACCGCACACUGCUGUUUGUCGUGUAUGUGAUCGGUGGAUCGGGUGAGUGUCGGUACGGUGAACGGGAGAAUAGCAUUUUUGACCUCCUCCGUUCCCCCUUCGUUUAUUUCGGCAGGAGCGGAGGCUUGUGUAUCGUCGUGAUGAACAAAAACGUGACUAGGCACCCGAAGCUCCGUGUUAUGCAACCGCUGACCUACUAACACACAUUCGAGGACGACGAGAGGAGAAAGUGUGUGUGUACGUGUGUGUAAGAGAGGAAAAUUGGAGCAAAGCCUCCGACAAAACAUAAAGCCGAAGAGGGAGGGAGAGAGAUAGACGGUGAAUAGCAGCACAUUCAGGGAGACACAUUAAUCCACACAAAGCCGGUGAGUGGACCACGACCCACGCGGGACAUUUUCAGCCCAGACUGAAGUUGUAAAAGGAAGAACGGGCAGAACCGGGACGAGAAUCCGCAUUUAGAGGCGCAGAGAAACGAUUUAUUGAAGAAUAAAAGAGGAUUCUUCCAUUUAACGAAAGGAAUUUGCUAUUUCACUUCGAUCUGUUCAUCAAAGAUUGCGCUAAAACAUUGAGCUGAGACGGAUCUGCCGAAUGAUCAAUCUUUCGAGGUGCUUGGAAAAAGAAAGUUUAUUCUUCAACCGCAAUCGCAGCCUGCACUGCCACCUCACCCAUCAAGAACAAAGAUCUUUACCAAAUCAACAAAUUAAACUGUCUUAAGUUAAGAAAGAACUAAAAUCAAGCUAAACUAAAAAGAAGACUAUCCUUACUAAACUUGUAACACACCUAUCCAAUGACGGUUGUUUUUGUUGCCUUUCAUCUUUUUCUUAUCUUUUUAACCAGUCUGGACACUUGAAAGGUUUGAAAGACUGGUUAGAGUAGGAGGAAAAAGGCACCAAUCAGAAAUACGUACAGUUCCUCUUUGGAGGAAAAACAGGACCUCGUACAUCAUUGUGCAUACUGACUAUUAAGUGUGUUUUUGAAAUCUGAAUCAGAAACAGACACUCUUCAGUAUUACAACAUAAAUUUUUAAUGUCCACUGAGUGCCAGUUAUACAAACUGGCCUUAAAAGGACUACAAUGGAAAGCCUAAAUCUUCCUACCCAAAACAACAGUUCCAGUUUGGAUACGUUAGAAACGUUCUCAAACUACAGUGAGAGUUUACCAUCACCGCAAAUCACCAGCCCUCCUCGUCAAGGCCGUCUAAUAAAACCAAAACCCAACAUGACCUGUCGGCGAAAGCGGGAGUUCAUCUCAGAUGAAAAGAAAGAUGCAUCGUACUGGGAAAAACGUCGCAAGAAUAACGAGGCUGCCAAAAGGUCAAGGGAGAAGCGCCGGCUCAAUGAUAUGGUGUUGGAGAACAGGGUAAUGGCACUGAAUGAGGAGAAUGUGCGGCUGAAGACAGAACUCCUGCAAUUGAAACUAAGAUUUGGACUGAUAACCUCUGCCUCUUACAGGGAGAAGACACAGCAGAUCAGCAAUGCUAGCGAGGCAGCGACUAAUGGAGCUAAUGGUAGCGGAGCAACUUCCGGAAAUCCAUAUUACUCAAGCAGUGGAUACUCCAGCGCUUCUCAGGUCAUGAUGAACUCUGAUUCCUCAGAGGCUGAGCAGACGACAAGGAGUGAACGCCACACAAUGUUACACAAAUACUCCCCACAUGGCUCACUAUCUGACAUGUCUGAUGGAUCCUCACGGGACAGUCCUGAACCUAUCAACUUUGACAUCAAACACGAGAGCUCUGGAAUGGACAUUAACAGGCUUGAGGCAAGUGUACUUAAUGGCAUGUUCAAUGGCCAUCAAAGUCUUGGACGACUGGAAAAUCACCAAGCGCAAGAAAUGGAACACCAAGAAUCUGUCAAUAACCCAGCCCCUCCUUCCACCACACCCCAAAGAAGUGUCAUUCUCUUUCGUUCCGGAAGUAGCUCAUAUCCUGUUGAGAGCCAAAGGGUUGAGGACAUAGAUCAGCAGGUGGCAUCCCAAACACAACAGAAUGGGCAAAUUACUCAUUUUACUCAGACAGGGUGCAAUCUACCAAUAAGACCGGAUGGUUUAGAGACUCUUUCAGAGGUGGCUCAGCAGCUGGCCAGGAGGUCUUUGGAUUCUCCAAGCUAUGAAUUCAAGGCAGGUGCCGAGGAGAGCAGGCGGUUUGUCAUACAGCAGCAAGACCUGAGCAUUCAAGGACAGUGCAGAAGUCCGGUUCAAGAGGGCACUCCAAAUUCUUUUGCCCCAGAUUUGGUCAACGAGGCUGGAAAAGCCCACAUAUACCAGCGGUCCAAUGCCUACCUCGGCACUCUGAGCGAGGAGCCACCAGUGCUAACAUAUGAAGGUUGUCCAAAAGCAGAUGGCUUCUACCAAGAGCACUCCUCCUCAGGCAAGGACACCUCCUCUAGCGAUGGAGACCCACGCAGCUCUGACAAGGAAGCCUCCACUGAUGAUGAAUCUCCCUCAUCCUCUUCCUCUGAUACUGGUGGAUAUCAUGCCAUCCACCAGUCAGCAUCCUCACCCUGCAUGGUCGCCAGUGAUGCUUACCAGUAUGGAGACAACCAAGGUGAAAUGAAAGGCACUGCUCUGCCACACAAGCUAAGGCUCAAGUAUAGAGCUCUAUCUAACGGUGGCUCCCAAGACGUCCCGGCUACAACAGCUGCUACGUCACCUGAUUCCGCUCUGCCUCAGCACCCAUACCUGGCGCUAGCGCAGGUUAACCAGCAGCAAGGCAGCAGCUCUGGAAGCAAGGAAGGGGAGAGUGAGACAGCAGAUGAACUUUGCACACAACAGUCCCCUUCCAGAGAGAAUGAAGAGGAAUGGAAGGAAACCGGGAAGAGGAGCUCAGGAGGACGAGGUAGCAGAAACAAGAAACGUGAUUGAAACUGGCACAUCACAUGCUUUAAUGGAGUUAAGACAGGACUUGAUAAAUGUCACCUUUACCAUCCAUAGAAAGGAAAAUGAAAAUGGUACCAAUUAAUUGCAUUAAAGUCUAUUGCUUAUAUGUUACAACAACAAGAAAGUAACUUGCGUUCUUGGUCCGUUUUCUUAUCAAGAGUGAUUCUGUGACCUUUUAAUGCAGCUGUGUUCUCUUACUCCCUUUCAUAAGCACUUAACUGUUAAGUUACAAAGAGGAAAUCAAGCUCUUUCAAAUGAUCUUUUUCCUCUUUCGAAAACAAAACUCUGUAUAGCAACCUUUGACUUCACCUUUGACUAUUUACAUAUCUCUACCAUGUUUCGUAGCUAAACUGAUGGGUAGUCUCUGAACAAGUUGAUGGAGUUGAAGGCACAAGUCCUUUUCUCUCUACCGAUUUCAACCGGUUUAAAGCCUGUCUCUCUCCUCUGCCUUUGGACUUUAGCAUUAUUGAAGCACUUGGAUUAUUAUAAUACUGUGACAUGACUAAACAUAUCAUAUUUCAAUAUAUUUUAUGAAAAAAAUGACGUGUCAAUCUUAAAGAGUAGAAAAGUGGGAGAAAGACUACGAACACUGUCUACUUCUUACUGUUUGAAUUCCUGUAUAGUCCUUUCCUAAGGUUCACAUCUUAUGCUUCCAUUAUAUUUUUUUAAUCAUUGUAUUUAUGUUCAAGAGAAUGUUCUCUUCAUAGUGUUUCGGUCAUUCAUAGGUCAAGGUUAACCAGUGGAAAAAAAAGCCUGAUGGAUCACCUCUUCUAAAGGUCACUGUGACCAAUCCUUUUUUUGAAAAAGUACAUCUGACAUUUAGCUCAAUUAGAGUAAAAACCCUUUUAGAAACGUCAAGGCGGUCUCUCCCGAGGCUGAAUUAAUAUGCGGACUGUACAAAGUGUAAGAUAUAUCAUUGCCAUCUCAAGAUGGCCGUGUUCUCUGUGGUCAGGUUUCAGAGAAGCCUCACAUGCUACCUCAUGAGAAGAAACGGUUGAGGUUACGCAGAACUGGAGAGGUUCUCCUUUGGUGUGUGUAGCCCAUUGCAUCAUCAUACCCAUUAACUGUUGCGUAUAAAAAGUUAACACACAGUAAAAUGCUGCAGUACGCGACUAAGUGUUAUCUAGACACAAAUCCAAUCCCACUAGUUGUCUUUGUAGAAUUUACCACAGCUGAAAGCUGCUUCUGCACUGAAUUAUUUUCAUCAGAUUUUAUACAAUCUGUGUUUAUUGUUCCCAAACAGGUGCCUGGCACUGGCCAUUAUGUAAAAAAUGUACAGACAAAUUCUCUCUUUUGAGUAUUUUAAGUUUGUAUCAAGUUUAUUUUGGCAUUCUAUAAUAAUUAUUAUUAUUAAUAUUGUAUUUUAUUUUAUAUUCCAAUGCUAUUAUUCUUUUCGGGUUAAUAUUUCUUGUUGUCUGUUCACCUCAAUGUGAUACAGUAUGUAUUUUCAUGUCCUGUUAAUCUAUUUCACCUCUGUACCCUGGUGUAUUGUGUGGUAUUUACCAAAAAAAAAAGAAGAAAAAAAAGAUGUUUGUUAAAAGAGGUGGUCGUACCUGUCGAGGUGCUCAGAAUGACACUAAAGGUGUGGAAAGAAUAAUAAAACAUUGUAUGUUGAAUUUAA
Carassius auratus (goldfish) is the source of this 4551-nucleotide messenger RNA. RefSeq lists its product as uncharacterized. Bases 1131 to 2915 code for a protein of 594 amino acids. Gene Ontology annotation, biological process: regulation of DNA-templated transcription; circadian rhythm. Gene Ontology annotation, molecular function: DNA-binding transcription factor activity; DNA binding. Lineage: Eukaryota; Metazoa; Chordata; Actinopteri; Cypriniformes; Cyprinidae. Gene Ontology annotation, cellular component: nucleus. The record is from RefSeq and is a predicted model, not a curated record. The transcript is spliced from 2 exons.